AUGGAGUCCACGACCGACUACCGCAUGCUGGCCACGCACAGCGAGGGCCUCUACUUUCUGACCCCGAGCCGCGACGACGAUCUGUACCGCCGCUUCGUCGAGCUGGCGGCCGGGCAGCCGGCCCGCCCCGAGUCCGUCCAGGUGGCCAUGGGCCGCGAGCUGGCGCUGACGGAGGUCGCCGGGCCCCUGGUCCACGCGCGCUUCGAGGACCUGUGCGGCCGCCCGCUGGGCGCGGCCGACUUCAUUGCCCUGGCGCAGGCCAAGCACACGCUGCUCCUGCGCGGCGUGCCCGUCUUCACGGGCGCCAGCCGCUCGCAGGCCUAUCGCUUCGUCACGCUCAUCGACGUGCUGUACGAGCACCGCACGCGCCUCCUCUGCUCCGCGGAGGCCACCCCCUCGGACCUCUUUGCCAACGUGGUCACCGUGGCGGCGGCCGCGGAGGCCAGGCGCAAGGGCCGCCCGCCCGGCCCGGAGCAGGCGAGCGGCCGGCGCGAGUGUGGCUGUUGUUGUGUGGUGGACGACAACCUGGGGUUUGCCAAAGACCGCACCAUCUCUCGCCUGCUGGAGAUGCAGAGCGGGGAGUACCUGGAGGCGCAUGCCAAGUCCCAUGCCCCCCACCUCCUGCUGGCCAUCCAGGAGCAGCGGCGCAAGGAGGAGGCCCGAGAGGCGGGGCUGGGGCGGGCGGCGGGCGAUUCGGGAUAG
Molecule: messenger RNA, 702 nt
Organism: Auxenochlorella protothecoides
Lineage: Eukaryota; Viridiplantae; Chlorophyta; Trebouxiophyceae; Chlorellales; Chlorellaceae
Product: Putative ATPase N2B
Exons: 3
Coding region: 1-702 (233 amino acids)
Cellular component (GO): cytoplasm; mitochondrion
Molecular function (GO): ATP binding; ATP hydrolysis activity
Source: RefSeq, a predicted model, not a curated record